Molecule: messenger RNA, 6524 nt
Organism: Cynoglossus semilaevis (tongue sole)
Lineage: Eukaryota; Metazoa; Chordata; Actinopteri; Pleuronectiformes; Cynoglossidae
Gene: furinb
Product: furin (paired basic amino acid cleaving enzyme) b
Exons: 16
Coding region: 1424-3928 (834 amino acids)
Biological process (GO): peptide hormone processing
Cellular component (GO): Golgi membrane; trans-Golgi network
Molecular function (GO): serine-type endopeptidase activity
Source: RefSeq, a predicted model, not a curated record
UAUGAAUACCCACAACAGUUGCACUUUACUGAUGUGUUUCUAUACGUAAGCUAUUGAGCAGUAGAUAGAUUGUGGAUGUUUAACCAUUAAAUAACAAUAAUUAUUAUUAUUGUUGUUGUUAUUAUUAUUAUACAGAAUAAUCUGUAAAAUCUGUUCCGUUUUGCAAUGAUUAUGCAUAGUAUCAGUUCUUUUGUAAUUUCUAUAUGCCUAAGUGUAUUAAGAGGUAGAAAAUUGAAGGGUGGAUGUUUUAGUGCUGUUAAUUCAGUACAUUAGAAAUGAUCAACUAUGCAUCAUGUAGACGGCUGCACCCAAAGCUCUCAUCAGACUACGCAGUGGCUAGAGAGGCUUUGACCAUCCUAUUUCAGGUCCCCGGUAUAGUCCUUGCUUACUGUUUACAAUAAAGAGCAUGCACCUACAACCUAAUUUAUUUUAUUUAAAUGUUCAUUUUCUUCUUCUUUGACUUUUUUGGUGUUUAGUUGCCGUCGAUGUGAUCACAAACACCCAGGUGAAUCCUGAUUAUUUGCAUAAGUAAAAAAAUAACCACAGUACAGCAUAAAUUCAAAAUGAAUGUAGUCAAUAGUGCAUUUUACUUGGCAUGUUUAUGGACGAUAACUAUAUAAAAUAUAUCCAUAUAUAUUGACCAGUACAUUUUUUAGUUAGGUAAAACUGAAUUUUUAUUCAAAUAAUCUAUGUUUGCCUCAAUACGAUUUGGUCAUUUUGCCUCAUCCGAAUGUUUCUAUACAGUUAUACAAAUCGAACGGACUCAGAGUCCAGUCAGCUCCAAACGUGACGUAUUUCCUGGCGAGGGCUUUCGUGUAUCAGUGGCAGUUUGUUGUCAUCACCAUCCAAUAGUGAGCCGCUGCUACUCUGUGCAGCCACGUUUUCCUUUGGUUGCUCCUUUGUGUGUUUUUCUAACAUGAGGUCGCUCAACUUUGUGUGAGAAAAUUCACACUAAGUGUUCGCUUGCGGCUCGUGAAGCACACGAACUGGUUAAAACAUUAAGAAAGAAGACGCUGGAAGUUGAUAGUCUGGUAGAAACCAAACCAUAGUGAUGGAGGAGGAGGCAGCGGCGGUGACAGCGGCAAGUUGGUUGCGGAUGACAAGCCAGACUGAAUAGUGGAAUUGAGCACUUUGAGGAUGGGUGUGUGCACACAGCGUCAUUUUUAUUGUUGUUGUUCACCGUCGGGUGAGAUGUAAAGUUAAGUCAAGCCGCAGGAGAGGAAAGGGAGUCUCUUUCCGGAGCGAGAAGAGGAGAAAAGAGACAGAAGAUGAGGGAACGUCACGUCUCGAUCUCUGUGGACAUCUAAGUGGAUAAAGACCACUGUUCCACUUCCAUUCUGCUGUAAGGUAGAGCGCCUCUGCUCUGCCUGGGAAGCGGUGACAGACGAACGGAGAAACGGCCGUGUAAAGAGUUCUCCUUUUCAUGGAUGCCAGAGUGGGACUGCUGUACUUGUGGGCAGUCCUUGUCCUCCUGACAGCUGAACUGAAGAGAGCUGAUGCUGCAGACGUCUACACUAACACUUGGGCUGUCCAGAUACGUGGGGGACCAGAGGAGGCUGAUCGAGUCGCCAGGGAGCAUGGUUUCACUAACAUUGGCAAUGUUUUUGAAGAUUAUUAUCACUUCAAACAUCAUGCUGUGGCAAAGAGGGCUCUCUCUGACCACAGGGGGGUGCACGUCAGACUCCAGAAAGAACCACAGGUUCUGUGGAUGGAGCAGCAAGUGGUAAGAAGAAGAUGUAAGAGGGAUGUAUAUGAAGAUCCACCGGACCCUGAUUUCCCUAAGCAGUGGUACCUGUCCAACCCCACACGCCAGGACCUGAAUACCAAAGAAGCCUGGGCUCAGGGCUACACAGGAAGAGGAGUUGUGGUGACUAUUUUGGAUGAUGGAAUUGAGAAAAACCAUCCUGACCUCGUCAACAAUUACGACCCUGCAGCGAGUUAUGAUGUUAAUGAUGGUGAUGUAGAUCCCCAGCCAAGAUACACUCAGCGGAAUGAGAACAGACACGGGACUCGAUGUGCAGGAGAAGUUGCAGCUGGAGCCAACAACGUGUGUGGUGUCGGCGUGGCUUUCAAUGCAAAAAUUGGAGGAGUUCGUAUGUUGGACGGUGAGGUGACAGACAUCGUGGAGGCGCACUCCCUCAGCCUCAACCCUCAGCACAUUCACAUCUACAGUGCCAGCUGGGGCCCAGAAGACGACGGAAAAUCACUAGACGGCCCUGCCAAGCUGGCCAAGGAGGCUUUCUUACAAGGAGUCACUAAGGGACGUGGCGGACUGGGCUCCAUCUUUGUGUGGGCUUCCGGUAAUGGUGGACAUGAGCAGGACAACUGUAACUGUGAUGGAUACACCAACAGCAUUUACACACUGUCCAUAAGCAGCACUACAGAAUCUGGAAAUGUGCCAUGGUACAGCGAGCCGUGCUCUUCCACCCUUGCCACCACCUUUAGCUCUGGAAACCCAGGGGAGAAACAGAUAGUGACCACAGACCUCAGGCAAAAAUGCACAGACUCUCACACAGGGACAUCUGCUUCAGCUCCACUGGCUGCUGGGAUCAUUGCACUGGCUCUGGAGGCAAACAUGAACCUGACGUGGAGGGAUAUGCAACACCUGGUAGUGCGAACAUCCCGACCUGGACACCUCAGCGCCGGCGAUUGGAAGACAAAUGGAGUGGGACGCAGAGUCAGCCAUUCGUACGGUUAUGGGCUUCUUGAUGCUGGUGCUAUGGUGGCCAUGGCACAGAACUGGACAACGGUGGGACCGCAGCAUCAGUGUGUUCACACCAUUCUUGAAGAGCCAAGAGGCAUUGGAAACAAACUGGUGUUCAGCAAGAGUGUGGAUGCCUGCUGGGGACGGCCCGAGUAUGUCAGAUCUCUGGAACACGUUCAGGCUCGCCUCACUCUCUCGCACCACCACAGAGGAAAAUUGGCCAUUCAUCUCAUCAGCCCGCUGGGCACCCGCUCCACCCUGCUGUUCCACAGACCCAACGACUUCUCCUCAGAGGGGUUCACCGACUGGACUUUCAUGACCACCCAUUCAUGGGAUGAGGAUCCUCAGGGGGAAUGGACCAUUGAAAUUGAAAAUGUAGCAGCUAAUGGACAUGACUAUGGUUCUUUGAGGCAGUUUACUCUAAUCCUGUGGGGCACUGGGGCCAGCGACAUCAACCCCGCAUCAUCUGACUUUUCUCGUCCAUCAAACAACAGCUGCAAGACCUUUGACGCUCAGCAGGUCUGCAUUGAGUGCAGCCCUGGCUUCUCCCUCUUCCUCCAGGGUUGUGUGAAACUGUGUCCUCCAGGCUUUACCUCUGGGCUACAGCUCCUGAACCUCUCCCUGGAGAACUGGGUGGACCUGUCCUCAGUCCUAGCCUGUCUGCCGUGCAACCCCUCCUGCCUGACCUGCUCCAGCACCGGACCUACAGACUGUUUGUCCUGUCCACCUCACAGCCGCCUGGUCCUCACUUCCUGUCUGCGCCAGAACCAAGUCCAGCGAAAAUCUUCUCCUCCAGAUGGGCUUCAGGGCGAAGCAGUUCAGAAAGUUGAGCAAAACCCUGCUACGACAGGGAGCGAGGAGCCUCCUGGGCUCAGCGUCGCUCCGUCCAGACUGCUGCCCACCGUCGUCGCCGUGCUCAGCUGUGCUUUCAUCCUGGCUGCCUUUGUCGGGCUGUUUUUCUUUCUGCAAAUGCGUUCUGGUGGGGCGUCUGUGGGCUGGAGGACCAAACUGCCCUCUGUGUUUUCAGAGACAAGGGGAGUGCGGGUGGGUUUUGGUUUAGAGUUGGGCCAAGGACAGGGGAGGAAGACAAGAAUAUGCUACAAAGGGAUCCCCACCGUGUGGGGGGAAGAGGAUGUGACGGCGUACGAGUCUGAAUCAGACAGUGAGGAGGUGGACGGUCACAGUGAGAGGACGGCUUUUAUCAAGACGCAGAGUUACAGGUAGCUGAAGCUGCUGUGACUAGUGAGGAGUGGGACCAUGUUGUCUGCUAACAGAGACCGUGGUACAGAGAUGGUAAAUGAAGGAGGGUCACACACCGGCCUUAACAUCAGCUCCAUCAAAGGCUCCAUCUCAUAUGUAACCAGUUUUUUCAUUCCACUUUUGAUAUGUAUCUGUCGUUAACAGAAGGCAUCGCCACCACCACUUCAAGAUAGACACAUAUCAAGGUAAGGUAAGGUUUUUUUAAUCACUGUCCAAAAUUGGGCUGUCUAAAUCAUCGGUUAAUGGCAGUUAUUUAUUUGUAAAGAUUGCCAUGAUGGCCUUCCUUAUUACACACAGGCAAAAUGAAGCUCAGUGUAUAUGUCAGAAUCCCCCCGUCCAUCCACGUAUUGUUUCCCUAACGUCAAUACACGUUAGUAAUACAGACUGCAGGAAAGAGAUGUUGUUGUUUCACGACCCUCAACCUUAAAGUUUCAUCUCUCCCAGCAUGUGUUUGUAGAAGCUUCACCUUUAGGUAAGAUACCUGGCGUGAGUUAGCGCAGCCUCACCGAGCGAACGACAGUUAGUAAGUCCACGACUGACGAGAUGACUGAGAAUGCUGUCAAACUGAUCGUUGAGGAUGACUCUCAAUGCGUUCAAGAUAAACAGUCAUGACUAAAACUCUUAGUUUAGGGUUAGGUUCAUGUUUUUUUACAUAUUAAUAAUUUAUUAUUAAUUAAUGAACGAGGGUCAACGAUUUACGAGGUGCACGACCUACAGUGUCAUCUCCGUGGUUAUCUCACCAUCUCCCAUAAAUGUAUUAAGAAAGUCUUGUGCGAGUGACGCAGACAAAUGCGUCAUCACACGGUAACAUACGCAUAAGACAGCUUUUGUUUACAUUUGCUGGUUGGACGCCACACAUUGGAUUUGCUUUCUUUCGUUUGUUUUCUUUGGGAACCUUUUGCCCUUCAUUAUGGCUCCCAGGUGUAAAGUCCGAAUGUUGUGAUGUUUUUAUGUCCUAGAUUACGAUGUUACUACUGUGUUAGCGAAGGUGAGUGACACAGAUACUGAUGUGAGUUCCCUGCAGUCGCCAUUAAAUUCAGGUGUGAAACACAGACACAGACAGACAUCUACCUGAUGUUGUUUGUUUUUGUGUUUCAGCAGUACACAUAAAAAACGUUUUGUCAUUUUAGGAGCGUUGAUUUAUCUCGAUUAAUCAUGAUUCAUUAUGAUUAAUCCACCGCUACCUUGUGUUUGUGUGACUGUCCUCGUCUAGAAUAAUUCUUCUAUAUUUGAUGGAUAUAAUUUUGGUAUGAAGACCCAGUGCGACACGUCCCUGAUGGUGUCGUCACUUCUUUCACUCUCUGUGAGUUCACUGAAGUGCACGGAGUUCUGUUGAAAUUCAAGAAAAACAGACGGCCCUUUUUAACCAGUCUAUUGUUGGCUAUGCAUAUAAUUUGUCAUCGCUGCAGUCAGUGGAUCAUCAGAGGUCUAAUAAACAGCCCCUGUGUUCUUCACUCCUGUCAGAUAGAAGCCCAGGGGCCGUGAACUUGUCAGCGUUCAUUAGCAGAAAGAAUACGUAAAGUCGGGAUUUAUGCAUCUGACUGGAAGCGGCGCAAUAAAACCUGCUGCAGACUGUUUGAUGAGCAGGGAAGUGCAGAGGAGGCUCCUGUUUUCAGUCAGAGUUCAGUGGAACCUGCCACUGAAGCGCAGACAUAUCAGAUAAUAAAAUCUUUUUGAGUUAGUGCGGAGUAAAACUUUGAGCACAUUCUUCAAAAAAAACCAAACAAACACUCUGGGGCUGACCUUUAAAACAUUACUCUGCUUGAUAAAGAUCUGGUAAAAAAUGAGUUUGUCUUCAGUUUUGUCACAGAGUUUGUAUCAAUAACCAGAAUGUUCUCAUCAGGCCAUGUGUUUCUGCUCCGCUGUGUUCAUCAUAAUAUUGACAAACAAAUACGGAAAACGACAAUUGCGUCUCAUUUGUUGUACAGGAUUGCCAGAGCGAUUGUGGACAAAAAGGAAUUGUAUCGACUUUUCUACAUUUGUUUUAUAUCCUUUUUUAAUUUAACUGACAGUGGGUGUUAAUAUUGUGAAACUACAAUAAAAAAAGACUUUGUUGUGUAUCUGUGUGUAUCUCUUGUGCCUAAAGGGCUAGAGUUGUUGGUGAGUUCUACUGUAGCAGGUGAGUUCUCAAUGUAAAUAAUUGAUUUAUUGCAAAUAAUAUGCCUUUGUUUUUAUGCAGCAGUGACAGACCAAAGGAUAAAUUCUCUUUCACUGGGAGGCAGCAGAUGGCUAUAAAAACAAAAAGGGAGGGACUCAGAUAUUGAAGGUCUUUGUGUGAUUUUUUUCAAUUCCUACGAUUGUAACAGCAUUGUGUUCAACUAAACAGGCUAAACAGGUUUGCUAACUUGUCUGGUGCCUGGUGUAAUCAGUGUGAUCACCCUCACCUGUGUCUCUGUCAUCAGUCUCACUGGUGUCACCUGGUGCCCUGUGUUCUGGGACACAGAACAAUGAUGGCACAAAACAACGACCAAGGCACCAACACUACAGAGUAGUUGUUGUUCUGAUCUUUGUUCCUUGUUCUGAGUCUCCCUCGUGCUGCAUUUGGCUCCUACCUGCUCAC